Messenger RNA from Ambispora gerdemannii, 388 nucleotides. Lineage: Eukaryota; Fungi; Glomeromycota; Glomeromycetes; Archaeosporales; Ambisporaceae. The record is from the annotation of a GenBank genome assembly.
AGCUAAGGACAAAGCCAGUAAAAUGAAAAAUUCUGCACAACGUACAUUUCAUCACGAAGAAGCUAAAAUGAAUGCCACAAAAAAUCUUAAGAAUGCAAUGAAAAUUUUUGUGAAUGAGAAAGAAAGUUUAUAUGAGUCAAAACUAGAGGCACGUACGUAUAACAAGUUUACGAGACAUAUAGAAGAUACGGAUGCGGAAGUUGGUCGUUCAUACAAACACUCUAGACAAUCGGAGGAUUGCCAUGAAGAAACAGGUAAAGCAACAACAGACGAGGAUAUCAAUGCUUCUGAAUCUCUCCUUCAAGAAAAUGACAAAAAAGAAGAUAUACAAGAUGACAUGAUAAAAGGCAUUCUAGGACGUAACAAAGGAAAUUUUUUCGAUUUAUAA